Molecule: messenger RNA, 1865 nt
Organism: Aspergillus caelatus
Lineage: Eukaryota; Fungi; Ascomycota; Eurotiomycetes; Eurotiales; Aspergillaceae
Product: serine/threonine-protein kinase
Exons: 6
Coding region: 360-1580 (406 amino acids)
Biological process (GO): protein phosphorylation; cellular response to oxidative stress
Molecular function (GO): ATP binding; calcium/calmodulin-dependent protein kinase activity
Source: RefSeq, a predicted model, not a curated record
CACUUUCCCUCCUCUGGUUUGCUCUUGGGCUGGUGUUUCAUAACCUUUAUCUUUUAUAUUUGUCCACGCCUGAGGCUGACUCCAGUCUUUUGUUUAAUUGAUUUUUUUUUCCUUUCCUUUCUUUCGAACUUCCUUACGGUGGAAGUCAACUUCCUCCAUAUACUUACAGCAACCGUUCAACCCUAUACCUGAACGAUAAUCAUAAUAACCUGCCUCUCUCGACUCUCUGAACUACGAUUUCCUCUCCGCCCCGCCAAUCCCUUCUCGCGUGCGGGGUCUCAUCGGCGUCUGGCCUACUGCGUUAGCUCGCCGCACAUUUAAUUUUUCGUGACUUAAAGCGGUCAUUCCAUUCAGGCACAAUGAGUUUCACUAAUAUGCUCAACAAGCUGUCGGGACAGCCCGAGAGUUAUGAGAAAAAACAACUGUAUAAAUUUGGGAGAACACUUGGUGCUGGAACGUACGGUAUUGUCCGUGAGGCAGAUUGCAGCCGUGGGAAAGUCGCCGUUAAAAUCAUCCUGAAAAAAAAUGUCCGGGGCAACGAGCAGAUGGUUUACGAUGAGUUGGAGAUGUUGCAAGCCCUCGAUCACCCAAAUAUUGUCCAUUUUGUCGACUGGUUCGAAUCUAAGGACAAAUUCUACAUUGUCACUCAACUAGCCACCGGCGGUGAACUGUUUGAUAGAAUUUGCGACUACGGAAAGUUUACAGAGAAGGAUGCCUCUCAAACUAUUCGGCAAGUGCUGGACGCAGUCAAUUAUCUGCAUGAACGGAAUAUUGUCCACCGAGACUUGAAACCGGAAAACUUGCUUUACCUAACCCGUGACCCAUCCUCGCCUUUGGUUUUAGCCGAUUUUGGCAUUGCCAAGAUGUUGGACAGUCCUAGUGAAGUAUUGACUAGCAUGGCUGGAUCUUUCGGUUAUGCCGCACCCGAAGUUAUGCUCAAACAAGGCCACGGUAAGGCCGUCGAUAUGUGGUCUCUGGGUGUCAUCACAUACACCCUGCUGUGUGGCUAUUCGCCCUUCCGGUCCGAGAGCCUGUCCGAUCUGAUCGAAGAAUGCCGUAGUGGCCGCAUUAUCUUCCAUGAACGCUACUGGCGUGACGUCUCACAGGAUGCCAAGGAUUUCAUCCUUACGAUGCUCCAGCCGGAUCCAUCAAAGCGUGUCACAUCCGAGGAAGCCCUCAAACAUUCCUGGUUGAAGGGCGAAUCUGCUAGCGACCGUGACUUGCUGCCUGAAAUCCGCGCCUAUAUCGCCAAGUCUCGCCUCAGGAGAGGUAUUGAGAUCAUCAAACUGGCCAACCGCAUCGAGGCACUUAAGAUGCAGGAGGAGGAUGAGGAUGACAUCCCUAGUCCUGCUGACAUGGCAGCUUCUGCUGAGGAGUCUGGCAAAUCUGGAUCUGCCCCAGCCGAGUCGUCAGCUAAUGGUGAGGGUGAGGCUGGUACAACAAAGAAGCGGAGUUUGAGCAAGGUCGCACGCGGAGCUAUCUUCCGCGAAGUUGUUCUUGCCAAGGUUCGUGAGCAGAAGGACACCGAAGAACGCGAGAGGCUCGAACGUGAGGCCCGAGAGAAAAAUGCCCAUGCUUGAUUUCUGUUAUGCUAUGGCGUUCAAAGUGAGAGCUCGUUCAUCCUUUCUUGACCAGUUUCGAGGUCCAGACGCAUCAUCUGAGUUGCUUUGUGAAUAUUAACCUCAUGAUUCCCCAUCCAUAAUUCGAAUGGUGUAUACAGUAACUAUUGUUAUUCUUGAGAACUUUCGGUACUUGUUCUUCCAACCCUUUUUGUCUUUCGGCUUGACUGUCUCUCUCUACCUUCGUGUCCAUACCAUCAACAGUUUUCAUUCUUCUUCCAGUAUUCAAUAUUAGAUAUACUAGCA